AUGGACUCGAAGCCAAUCUCGUAUCCAGCACUGUCAUGCGUUAUCAAAACAGACUUCAAAUUAAUGCGCCUGAGGAUCAUCUCGCUCUACUCUACGUCUGAUCGAUUUCAUGUCGUCGUCGUCUAAUUGGCCCUCGUUUAAACAUUCGAAUGAAUGCUGGGCACACAUUAUCUCCCGUCUUCUUCUUCGAUUCGCCAACAUUUUUGACUUUUGCUCGAGAUUGAUAAGAUCCUUCGUGUCUGCAGAGGCGAAAAUGGGUGAUGCGGUUUCCAUCGUGAGAGCUGAGAGAGAUCUGCAUGCUACUACACGUCUCUUCUUGUCGACAGAUAGAAUACCUUGGGAGGAGGCGAGACCAUUGUGGGCGACGUUGUAGCAAGAGUGAUUGUCGAAGGAUCGAUGGGCUUCUUCCUGUGCUUCUGGUUCAUAUGGUUCUUCAAGCCUUUCUCUGUUGGAAUAACUAGUUCGCAUACGGGACACUUCCACGCUCCACUGCCUUUUGUCGUCAAGGAUUUACCUUCUUUUCUCUGAAUUCGGAAUUGAUCAACUUCAGCCUCACUCGCAUUAUGCACUUCCCGAAGGUGUCGAUACACAUUGAUCGUCCUCCACGUCCGCCAUCUUUAUCAGCUUCUUCGUCUCCAGCUCCUGGAUCUGCCAGAAAACCCUAUUUUUUUCUCUAUAUAUUCCAUCACCACCAACACCUUCAUCCACUUCUUCGCCUGGAACGACGGGAUUUUCUACAAAAAUCGGAUUUUUUCUCUAUAUAUUUCAUCACCACCAACAUCUUCAUCAACUUCUUCAUCUCGAACUCCUGGAUUUCCUACAAAAAUCGGAUUUUUUUCUCUUCGUCAGUCAGAUUUAUGUAAAAAUAGUCCACCUCCACCGCCUUCUUCAUCCACUUCUUCGUCUCGAACUCCUGGAUUUUGCAGAAAAGGGCGACCCACCUCCACUGCACAAAAUGCGUCCGCUCUCUUAA
Caenorhabditis elegans is the source of this 973-nucleotide messenger RNA. NCBI's taxonomy places the organism in Eukaryota, Metazoa, Nematoda, Chromadorea, Rhabditida, Rhabditidae. The record is from the annotation of a RefSeq genome assembly.